ACACCAUGCUGCUCAUCUGGCUGCUGUUGCUCACCAUUGUGACUCUGAAUUUUUGGUUAAGGCACAAGUACGAUUACUUCAGGAGCCGUGGGAUUCCGCACCUGCCACCCUCCUCUUGGUCACCAAUGGGCAAUUUGGGACAACUUCUAUUUCUGCGCAUUUCUUUUGGCGAUCUCUUUCGGCAGCUCUACGCAGAUCCACGAAAUGGUCAGGCGAAGAUCGUUGGCUUCUUCAUAUUCCAAACGCCGGCGCUUAUGGUUCGGGAUCCGGAGCUAAUCCGCCAGGUGUUGAUUAAGAAUUUCAACAACUUUCUCAACCGGUUCGAAUCGGCGGACGCCGGAGAUCCCAUGGGUGCACUGACGCUACCGCUGGCUAAGUACCAUCACUGGAAGGAGAGUCGGCAAUGCAUGUCCCAGCUCUUCACCAGCGGCCGUAUGCGGGAUGUCAUGUACAGCCAAAUGUUGGAUGUGGCCAGCGACUUGGAGCAGUACCUCAACAGGAAGCUGGGGGAUCGGCUGGAGCGCGUUCUCCCGUUGGGAAGAAUGUGCCAGUUGUACACCACCGACGUGACGGGGAAUCUCUUCUACAGCCUGAAUGUCGGCGGAUUGCGUCGUGGUCGAUCCGAGUUGAUAACAAAAACCAAGGAGCUAUUUAACACCAAUCCCCGCAAGGUUUUGGACUUCAUGAGUGUAUUCUUUCUGCCCAAGUGGACGGGUGUGCUGAAGCCCAAAGUUUUUACCGAAGACUAUGCGCGCUAUAUGAGGCACUUGGUAGAUGAUCAUCACGAGCCCACCAAAGGAGAUCUCAUCAAUCAAUUGCAGCACUUUCAGUUGAGCCGCUCAUCCAACCACUAUUCCCAGCAUCCGGACUUUGUUGCUUCGCAGGCGGGUAUCAUACUGCUGGCCGGAUUUGAAACCUCCUCAGCCCUGAUGGGAUUCACUCUCUAUGAGUUGGCCAAGGCUCCGGAUAUUCAAGAACGACUGAGGAGUGAGCUACGAGAAGCCUUCAUCUCCACUGCUACCCUAAGCUAUGACACACUGAUGACUUUGCCCUAUCUCAAAAUGGUGUGUUUGGAGGCACUGCGUCUCUAUCCGGCUGCUGCUUUCGUCAACAGAGAGUGCACCAGUUCGGCAUCCGAGGGAUUCUCACUGCAACCGCAUGUGGAUUUCAUAGUGCCACCAGGGAUGCCAGCAUACAUCUCAAUACUCGGCCUCCAUCGCGAUGAAAGGUUUUGGCCGGAGCCCUGCGUCUUUGAUCCCGAGAGAUUCGGUCCGGAGCGAUCUAGGCACAUCCACCCGAUGACCUACAUACCCUUUGGAGCAGGUCCACAUGGCUGUAUUGGUAGUCGCCUGGGCGUACUCCAAUUGAAACUGGGCAUAGUGCACAUUUUAAAGCAAUAUUGGGUUGAGACUUGCGAGCGAACAGUAUCGGAGAUUCGCUUUAAUCCAAAGUCCUUCAUGUUGGAGUCUGAGAAUGAGAUAUACCUAAGAUUCUGCAGGAGUAGUUUGUAGAGUUAUAGGCAUCCUAAAACAAUCGGCUGUGAUAUGUAAUCACCUUUGUUCCUAUAAUCUAAAUAGAAUAGAUAAUCUAAAUAGCUCCCUAAAAUUUGAACUUAAAACGAAACUGAAAGUAUUUAUGAUAGUAUAUUUAAGGUUUCCUUACACUCCUGGAUCAAUGAAUCACAAUAGAAAAUU
This is a messenger RNA of Drosophila melanogaster (fruit fly), 1694 nucleotides long. It is a transcript of the gene Cyp6t3, whose product is annotated as cytochrome P450 6t3. The transcript has 2 exons. Lineage: Eukaryota; Metazoa; Arthropoda; Insecta; Diptera; Drosophilidae. Gene Ontology annotation, molecular function: monooxygenase activity; oxidoreductase activity, acting on paired donors, with incorporation or reduction of molecular oxygen; iron ion binding. Gene Ontology annotation, cellular component: endoplasmic reticulum membrane. Bases 6 to 1511 code for a protein of 501 amino acids. The record is from RefSeq and is marked reviewed.